GCUCACAUCUACUUUCUUCCUGGGCAUAGUCGAGCAUCAUGCCGAACUUCGAGCCUAACGCCGUGAUUCGCGGCUGUCAGCUCACCAUUGUUGGAACUGUCCGCGCGCUGGGAAAUCCCGACUUAUUUAAGUACAACCACUUUCGACAGGCUGUCUUUGCAGUCGCCGUUGGAAUUGCUAUCCAGCUUAUCAUUCAAAUUCCGAUCAUCGGGGUCAAAUUCGUUCUCUGGGUCCUCUCAUGGUUUCUCGAUCUAGAAAAUGCCACCUGGGAUGACUCCCUCAUCGAGGGUCUCGACUUCAUCGCCAACUCGGUGCUUCAGGUGCCCUUCUUGCUCAUGACACUAAUGCGUUAUAUCACACCUACCCUGGACGAGAUUUUCAUGGAAUCCCUCAAAUGGGUUGACACUACCUACGUGCACAAGCACAAGCAUGAAGACCCCAAGAACCUGCGCGAGAUGUAUUACCCCAACCUUUCCAUGUACACCACCGCGGACGGCAGGGUCAAAACUCCCAAGGGCGCCGGCCUUGCAGCAUUCUUCAUGUUUCUCAAGCGUUACGGCAAGCGGGCUGGGCUGCUCCUCGGCACUUACCUCUUCUCUUUGGUCCCCGUCAUCGGACCUUUCGUGAUGCCAGCUGCCUCGUUCUUCGCCUUUCAAAGCGCCGUGGGAACGACCCCUGCGGCUGUCAUUUUCGGAGCCGGCUUCAUUCUCCCCAAGAGCUACGUGGUCUCGUUCUUGCACAGUUACUAUGCCUCCCGCAGUCUUAUGCGUGAGCUUUUGGAGCCCUACUUCAGCCGUGUGCCCUUCACCCAUGAGCAGAAGAAGCGUUGGUUCGCCGAUCGCGAAGGAGUUUUGUUCGGCUUCGCAUUCGCUUUCACCCACGUCAUGAAGGCGCCUUUCAUUGGAGUCCUUCUUUACGGCGUGGCUCAGGCAUCAACCGCCUAUCUGGUCACCAAGAUCACGGAUCCCCCACCAAGCCCUGCGCUGAAGGAAGGAUUCGCUGAGACUCAGACGACCUGGAAGAACAAGCACGAUUUCCUGAGUCUUCCCUUGGAUAAACUAGACAAGAUCAACAUGGAAGAAGAGGAGGAGAAGCCCAAGGUACCUGAUACCUCUAGCCGGCAAUUGUCCUAGAUGGGAGGAGAGAGGGUUGGUUUGAUUGAAGGGUUGCCCCGGGAUUUGAAUGAGCGGCGGAGUAGACAAGCGGGGAUCUGUAUAGAUUUGGGGUGACUUGGGAGGAUUUGUAAAGGGCUUCUAUAAAAGCUGUAUGGGUGUAACAAUUCCGAUAUCGUUAUCAGAAAAAGUUGAAUGCAAAGCAGAUGGAAAGGGGUGGGAGAAUCUUCCCCGCAGAUAAGCGUCAUUGACCCUCCG
Messenger RNA from Aspergillus uvarum CBS 121591, 1370 nucleotides. RefSeq names its product transmembrane protein UsgS (gene usgS). Bases 39 to 1133 code for a protein of 364 amino acids. The record is from RefSeq and is a predicted model, not a curated record. NCBI's taxonomy places the organism in Eukaryota, Fungi, Ascomycota, Eurotiomycetes, Eurotiales, Aspergillaceae. The transcript has 5 exons.